AUGCGUUUCUUGACCUCGCUGUCCGUGGGUGUUGCCCUGGUCGGCGCUGUUGCUGGCUUGGUGACACCAUACAACAAUACUUCUACAGGACUUGGAGACUUCCCAUCCCUCAUCAAUGUUACCACCGAAGACUUGGCUACUGGCUUGGAGGCUGGCCGUUUUACCAGCGUGGAUCUGGUCAAGGUGUAUUCUGCCAGAAUCAUGGAGGUCAACAGCACUCUGCGCAUGGUUACCGAGAUCAACCCUGAUGCUCUGGCCAUCGCUGCCGAAUUGGAUGCUAUGCGGGCAAACGGUACUAUUCUUGGACCUCUGCAUGGCUUGCCCAUUCUUAUCAAGAACAAUAUUGCUACUGCUGAUCAGAUGAACAAUACUGCUGGAUCUUUCGCUCUGCUUGGAGCAAAGGUUCCUCAUGAUUCUACGCUGGCUGCAAAGCUGAGAAAGGCUGGUGCGAUCAUUCUCGGAAAGACCAAUCUCUCGCAAUGGGCCAACUACCGCUCGAACAACAGCACAAAUGGCUGGUCGGCGUAUGGUGGACAGACUGAGGCUGCUUACUAUCCCCACCAAGAUCCCAGUGGUUCGUCUAGCGGUUCGGGUGUUUCUUCCUCGCUUGGUUUGGCGCUUUCUGCUCUGGGCUCUGAGACAUCUGGUUCUAUCCUCUCUCCUUCUGACGUCAACAACCUUGUUGGAAUCAAGCCUACGGUUGGCCUCACCAGCAGAUACCUCGUCAUCCCAAUCUCCGAACAUCAAGAUACUGUUGGACCCAUGGCAAGAUCAGUCAAAGACGCAGCCUACCUCCUCCAAGCAAUCGCCGGCGUCGACCCCAACGACAACUACACCUCGGCCAUCCCCAAUAACGGCAGCAUCCCCGACUACGUGGGCGCCUGCGAUUACUCCGCUCUAGCAGGCAAACGCAUUGGCGUAGCAUGGAAUGUCAUCGACAUCUACGGCCCCAUCGAUGCCCCAGUCAUGACCGCUUUCCAGGAGUCCAUCGCCCUCAUCAAGCGAGCAGGUGCCACCAUCGUCGACGCAAACUUUACCGCUUUCCCUGAAUACGUUAAAGACAACAACGAGACUCUAGUCCUCAACGCCGACUUCUUGACAAAUCUACACACCUAUCUCGGGGAACUGAGUUACAACCCCAUAAACGUCACUGAUCUGGCAGAGGUCAGAAACUUUACUCAUGCGUUUGCGCAAGAAGAUUGGCCAGACCGCGAUACAGCAGUCUGGGACGAUGCGCUGUUCAACCAAGGCUGGAACAACAGCGACCCUCGCUUUUGGGCUGCCUAUCAAGCAAACCUUUACUACGGAGGCGAAGGCGGUAUCCUAGGCGCAUUGUCGCGCAACAAUGUUUCUGCUGUGCUGUUGCCUACCCAACUCUCCCCCGGUAUCCCUGCUUUAGUGGGAUCUCCCGUGGUUACGGUCCCCAUGGGUUUCUAUCCCGCAGACUGGAAUGUCACGUACAACGCCAGAAAGACGUUGGUUGAGACUGGCCCUAAAGUGCCUUUUGGGCUUUCGUUCAUGGGAGAUAAGUUUAGUGAGGCCGAGUUGAUUGGGUUGGCGUAUGCGUAUGAGCAGAGAACCAUGCAUAGAGAUGAUGUGCAGCCGUAUAUUGUGCCUAACAUUGAGUUGGCUGAUUUUGUAAAGUAG
This is a messenger RNA of Aureobasidium vineae, 1647 nucleotides long. The record is from the annotation of a GenBank genome assembly. NCBI's taxonomy places the organism in Eukaryota, Fungi, Ascomycota, Dothideomycetes, Dothideales, Saccotheciaceae.